Molecule: messenger RNA, 2450 nt
Organism: Ilyonectria robusta
Lineage: Eukaryota; Fungi; Ascomycota; Sordariomycetes; Hypocreales; Nectriaceae
Product: Neurochondrin-domain-containing protein
Exons: 3
Coding region: 184-2106 (640 amino acids)
Source: RefSeq, a predicted model, not a curated record
CACCCACUUCUCAUCUUGUCGUUUCUCUCAGCAAACUAGUAAAAAAAGCCCGGGUUGAUAUUCUGUCUGGCAAUAAUCGCAGGGUGACAGUGCCCGUACAGACCCAGCUAGAGCGUUGGCCAUGCUGAGCCAUCCGGAAAUCUCUUAAAAGGCACCACCCACCCUGGACUAAAUUCAACCAAGAUGGACAACUCCACGCCCAACUCCGAGUCGCAAGGCGCUGCCUCACAGCCCACCAGUCCUGCGGACCUCACCAAGCUUCAGACUCUUCUACGAGCCAAGGAUGACACUCAGAGAUUUGUUGGACUGGCCCUUCUCAAAUCUGUUCUCGACAGCUCCCCCGAGCUUCGAGAUGAUGAUCAAACCGUGCAGAGCCUCUGGGCCAGUCUAUCACCAAAGUUCCUUGACCGGUUGCUGCGCACUGGAUCCAAGCCGUCCAAUACCAAUGCAAAGGAAAUGCUCGAUCUGGCCGUCUCCGUCCUGCACAUCUUUGCCAUCUUGCUCCCUGAGCGCGCGGGCAGUGACCCCAAAUUCCUUGACAGACUUCCCGGCCUUGUCAGCGCCGUUCUCUACAGCUCGAAGGAGACUACGACGAUGAUCUUGCAGGUUCUCCAUACGCUGGUUAGUUCGCAGGAUGGCGCGAAGGCGUUUGUCAAACUUGACGACAUCACCUCCCUCACUGAGAUCGCCCCAGCACAUGCCCCUGUCCUAGAUAUUCUGAGCUUUGCAUGGCUGAAUGCCAUGACUGUCGUUGAGGACCCAGCUGCCUUGGCCAGCCAGGUCGAUGCCGCGAUUCAGAGUCUCGUCUCAUCAUUUACGGGCACAGAUGCCGUCACUCUGCUCGAAUUUCUCGGCUACUUUCUGCGCCAUGCGAAUUCAAUUAUCAUCCCUCGCCAGCCUAAGUGGCUCAAGAGUGUGGUCAACUAUGUCCAAAACCUCGUCAUCAGUCGCCCAACACCCGAGGCACGAUCAGCUUACACCAACGCCGCGGCGUCUCUCCUGCAGACAUACCAGGCCGAGGUGCCAAAACUCCUCUUCAUAGACUCCAAGAAUGAUGAAAAGCCAUUCUCUUACCUAUUCGUCAACCUGCUGUUCAUUGACAUCCGGUCCUCUACCCCUACGCUCCUGGCGCAGCUCAACAAACCCGAGUAUCCCAAGGUAUCGCGAAGGCUUGCGUCUGCCUUCGACGUCAUCUCCAUAUUCGUGGGAUACCUUAUCCAGUCCCUCGAAGACGAGUCUUCGGACGCACUAGUCAUGUCGCCAGACAACCUCCUCAAGCUCCGCAAGGGCAUCUCCGAGACCAUGUCCGUUACCAUCGAGUACCUCCGUGACCGGUGGGAUGCAUCUGUUGCUGGCGCAAUGGGCCUGCACCCAGACGCCCGCGUUGGGACCACCGAUACCGUCACAGGCUCACAUCACUCCCUGGCCUGGGACUCGAUGAAAGACAAUGCUGAAGAUGACAUGCUCAUCCUUUCCGCCGUCCGAGCACUGGCUCUCUGGCUGCGAGAGGAUGACAACGAUACCCUGCGCAAGGAAACAACUGGACUAAUGGAUAUGUUUAUGGACCUCUAUCAAUCUAGCUCACAGGAUAAGCUCGAUUUCCGCUCUCCCAUCCUGGUUGCUCUCGAAGGCGUUACCGACCUUAAAAAGGGCCGCGAGUCUCUUCUCGCCAAUGACGGCUGGCAGGUUCUCUCUCGGGACCUCACCUUGAUCUUCCAGCACAGCUCGCCUACCAGCCUCGCCGCUGACGCCUCCCGCGCUACUGACAUCGUCCGCAUCCUCCUCCCCAUUGUUGAGCAGGAGACGGGUGGCAUCCCUGAGUCCUGGAUGGACCUCAUCACUGCCGUCGCUGCCUGGGGAGUCCCUGACCAGGAGCAGCCCACGUUGGAGCUUUCGGUUCAAGAGGCCCAGCUCGCUGCUUUACAGCUAUGCUGCGAAGUUCUAGUUGGCGCGAACCGUGGGAUGCGGCAGAGGUACAAACACUCUAUUGGGGCCAUUAAUGGAAUUGCUGCACAACUUGCUCGACACGUUGACCGUAAUGGUCCCCUGAGAGAGAUGUUGGAGGAUGUUCUGGCUACGCUUGGUGGCUUAGCCCAGGGUGGAUGAAUGAGACCAUGGCAUGUGUUGCGCAAAACACACACAUUACACAACUGUCUGUCUAUCUCACACGCUAUUCCCACUACCAUUUGCGGAGUACAGAGCAUCAGAAGUAGCUGAAACUGCAUUUUGCCUUGCACAAACAGGUUAGGUGCUUAUUCAGCACACCGACACACCUCACAUGUCGUCAGUGUGAUCAAAGUUCGUCUACGACGAUGAGAGAGGUCAAGUCGGUGAGGGGUAGACGGCGAGUCCGCCGAGAGAUGACGGUUAUAUCUAUUUAAGUAGACAGUUGAUCUAGGUGCAGCAUUAAAAUAUGAAACCUAGCAAAAUCAUACAAGCCAAAGAUAAAA